Messenger RNA from Rotaria sp. Silwood2, 1656 nucleotides. Lineage: Eukaryota; Metazoa; Rotifera; Eurotatoria; Philodinida; Philodinidae. The record is from the annotation of a GenBank genome assembly.
AUGAGUGAACGACAUCUUACGUGGUCUACUUAUCCUCAGCAACAACGGCAACAGAGUCAGAAACCAAGUUCUAAUAUAGGUCAUCAAGGUCAUUUCAUUGUGCCUUCUUCACAACGACCACAUUCAACUUCGGAUGGUGAUAUGACGGAAUACGAAGAUUUUACUAAUGAUGCAUCUACUAAAAUUGUUCAACGUCGUCAUAAACGAAAACAGGUUCAAAUACAUACACACAAUCAUAAUACGAGACAAAAUGCCAAUCGACAGUCAAAUCCACGGACAACAGUAGUUCAGUUCGACUCUACUCAGUUAAACCAGUCUAUUCAGUCUACUCAAUUUAUUCAGUCUAACCAGCAACAGACAGGAACGAUGACUGCUUUAACAUUUAACAACGAUCAAUUAACUGAAGAAGCUGAAAGGUUUGCACGCACACGUUAUCCAUUUCCACCGUUUAUUGUUCUUUUUCCAUUAUCUAAUAUAAAAGAACAGAAGGUAUCAGAUGAAUUAUGUAAACAUCUGAAAGAGAAUAAACAUGUUCAAUUGGAAUUAAUUGGAUAUCGUCGUUCGACUCUUAAAUGUGCAGCAAAUGAAUGUGAUAUAUUAUUGUUUGUUAAAGACAGUCUCUCUUUCUCAUUUUUGUACAAGGAAACGAACUGGCCGACCACACUUCUUGGAUCGACCUUCAUUAGGCUAAAGCCACCAAGUAUUCUACCACAGUUAUCCUUAAUUAUUAAAGGUGUCGGCUUGUCUAUUAAUAUUGAACAUUUAACCAUAAAAUUGAAAUCAAUGUUUAGUAGUUUAGAAAACGUUGUAAGAAUGAAAAAAAGAUUUCAACAAGAAAUUAUCUUAGUAAAAUUAGAAUUUAAUAGCCCAGGGGAAAGAGAAAAUCUUUUAAGCUAUGGCAAAUUGAGUGCUUGUUCUACUUCAUUUGCCGUGGAAGCAUAUCUAGCUCAAGCUAGAGUUUUAAUUUGCGGAAAAUGUUGUUCGAUCGGUCAUUUUCGUCGUCAGUGUCGACAGAAUGGUGAGACUUGUCGUAAAUGUGGACAGACUGUCUCUGAUAUAAAACAGCAUUUCCCUUUAUGCUCAAAACAACUAUAUUGUAUACAUUGUAAGCAAAAUCAUGCUAGCGAUGAUAUGAAAUAUAGUGAAGUUGAAAAGUUCAGAGCUGAUCGUACAUGUCGCCUAUUAAAUAGUAAUAAUAAUCUUGCACCUGUUUUUUCGUCUCCUGCUUACUCGCAUGAUCAGUCAAAUUUUCCACAACUACCUCCAGCUCAGAAAACAACAGUUACAAAUUCAUCCCCUGCGCAGAGUGCAGAAAUAAUAAAUAAAUUAUAUAAGAUAAAUACGAUAAUUUUGAAAUUGAAUGAUAAAAUAGAGAAAUUAUCGCCUGAAUUUGAAGGAAUGAGAAAGUCGAAUGAAGAGUUGAAACGGAACGUUUUGAUAUUGUCUAUGGAAAAUCAAACGUUUAAACCCAGAAUUAAUGAAAGUGAAGAACUGUCUAAGGAUAUUUUACUCCCAUUCUGUCGGGAUCCGAUUAAAUUUGUUAGAGAGAAGAAUACAAAUAAUGGAAGACAUUUGAAUGAAACACUACAUUCACAUCUGGAAAUUUACGGAGCACGGUUAAAUAAUAUUGUGGAAGGUAAACAAUUUCUUAAAUGA